Glycine soja is the source of this 3550-nucleotide messenger RNA. RefSeq lists its product as uncharacterized. Gene Ontology annotation, cellular component: vacuole. Gene Ontology annotation, molecular function: ATP binding; galactokinase activity. NCBI's taxonomy places the organism in Eukaryota, Viridiplantae, Streptophyta, Magnoliopsida, Fabales, Fabaceae. The coding region runs from base 228 to 3170 and encodes 980 amino acids. Gene Ontology annotation, biological process: galactose metabolic process; carbohydrate phosphorylation. The record is from RefSeq and is a predicted model, not a curated record. The transcript has 17 exons.
AAUAAAAUAUCAUGUCAUACAAAAAAUAAAUGCGUUUUCUACUGCGAGUUGUCUGAUAUUGCACCUUCACCAACCGUUGAUCGUUUUCAUUUGUAUAUUUAUAUGUAUAUGUAUAUGCGCCAAAGUGCACCGCUUCAUCACUAUCACCAUCCCAAAAACUGCAUGUGCUUCUGUUCGUUUUCCAAAUCUCCUCUUUGUUUCUGAAUCUUCCCUUCGCUGUUGCAGAGAUGGCUUCGCGGUGCUGGCCUUCUGAUGCUGAGCUAAAUGAAUUGAGAGAGAGAGUUUCGAAAAUAGUGGAUCUGAAUAAAGAGGAAGUUCGAGUUGUGGUAUCUCCCUAUCGAAUAUGUCCUUUGGGGGCACACAUUGAUCAUCAGGGUGGGACCGUUGCAGCUAUGACAAUCAAUAAGGGAAUACUUCUGGGGUUUGCUCCUUCUGGCAGUAAUCAGGUUGUAAUUCGUUCUGGACAGUUUGAGGGAGAAGUUAAGUUCAGAGUUGAUGAGAUUCAGCAGCCAAAAGAUAAGAGUUUGGACAAAGAUUCAUCAGAGCUACAGGAACAAUGUAACUGGGGGCGUUAUGCUAGAGGAGCCGUAUAUGCACUACAGAGUAGAGGAAACAAUCUUUCUAAGGGUAUCAUUGGAUACAUAUGUGGUUCUGAAGGUCUGGACAGUUCGGGUUUAAGCUCUUCUGCUGCAGUUGGAGUAGCUUGCCUCAUGGCUUUGCAAUAUGCAAAUGAUUUAGUAAUAUCUCCCACAGAAAAUAUUGAUUAUGAUAGGUUGAUUGAGAACGAAUAUUUGGGUCUGAAAAAUGGCAUAAUGGACCAAUCAGCUAUAUUACUUUCAAGCCAUGGUUGUUUGAUGUGCAUGAAUUGCAAGACCAAAGAUUAUAAGCUUGUUUACCGACCAAAGGUUCUAGAAUACAACGAGAGUGGGGAACCAAAAGCAACCAGAAUAUUGUUGGCACUUUCAGGGUUGAAGCAAGCUUUGAUGAAUAACCCUGGAUAUAACAAGCGAGUUGCAGAGUGUCGAGAGGCUGCACAAAUUCUUCUUGAAGCAUCUGGAGAUUACAAAACAGAGCCCAUCCUAUCUAAUGUUGAUCCAGAAGUAUAUGAGGCUCACAAGCACAAAUUAGAACCUGAUCUAGCCAAAAGAGCAGAGCAUUAUUUCUCUGAGAAUAUGCGAGUUUUGAAAGGAGUUGAGGCUUGGGCGAUGGGCAGGUUAAAAGAUUUUGGAAUGCUUAUUACAGCUUCUGGUCGGAGUUCCAUUCAAAAUUAUGAAUGUGGUUGUGAACCACUGAUUCAACUGUAUGAGAUCCUUUUGAGGGCUCCCGGUGUAUUGGGAGCGCGCUUCAGUGGUGCUGGGUUUAGAGGGUGUUGCCUUGCAUUUGUGGAGGCUGACCUUGCAACUGAAGCUGCAUCAUUUGUCAGGAGUGAAUAUCUCAAGGUACAGCCAGAGUUAGCAAGCCAAAUAAGCAAAGACACUGCAGUUUUGAUAUGUGAAUCUGGUGAUUGUGCACGUGUAAUUUGUAAAGCUCGGUUGGCUCUUAGGGCAGAAAAGUGCCAGAAACUUAUUAAGAAUUAUAUGGAUUCUUUGAAGGGGUUCAACCCCGAUGUUUCUUUAUUAAAAAGGAUGAAGAGGUAUUGUGUGAAAGAACAAAGAGUGCAGCAGAACAUAGAACAUGUGAGUCAAGCUUCUGUUCAGAACACCAACAUGGGUUCCAAUCCCUUGUCUGCAUUGACUUCAACAAAGCCCACACCAAUCCCAACCCAAGACCACGACGACCAAGACUCUCCUUCAUCAAAAUGUCUUCUUUCCUUCAGCACCGACUCUUGUUCUUCAACCCCAUCUUCCUCUUCCCACAAAGCCCUCUUCAUCACUCUCAUCCUCAUCACCUCUAUUGCCUUAUCAACAUCCUUCGCCUUCGCCUUUCUCUACUUCUCUUCAAAACCACCACCUUCUCCUCUCCUCGUGGCUCGUCCUCUGUCCAAACUCAAACGCCCCGUCGUCCUCUUAGUCUCCUCCGACGGCUUCCGAUUCGGUUACCAAUUCAAAACCCCAACACCCCACAUUUCCCGUUUGAUCGCUAACGGAACCGAAGCCGAAGCCGGUUUGAUUCCCGUUUUUCCCUCUCUCACUUUCCCCAACCACUACUCCAUCGCCACUGGCCUCUACCCUGCUUACCACGGCAUCAUUAAUAACCACUUCACCGAUCCACUCUCUGGGGAACCCUUUUACAUGGGUAACAGCCAUGACCCCAAGUGGUGGCUCGGGGAACCCUUGUGGGAAACUGUGGUAAAAAACGGCUUAAAGGCUGCAACUUAUUUCUGGCCUGGUUCUGAGGUAAAUAAGGGUCCUUGGUCUUGUCCUUUCAAUUAUUGCAGGCACUAUAAUUCUUCUGUUGCGUUUGAGGAUAGGGUUGAUGCGGUUUUGGGGUACUUUGAUUUGCCUAGUGAUCAGAUUCCUGAUUUCAUGACUCUUUACUUUGAGGACCCUGAUCAUCAGGGUCAUAAGGUUGGUGCUGAUGAUCCUCAGAUCACUGAGGCUGUUGCUAGGAUUGAUAGAAUGAUGGGGAGGUUGAUUAGGGGUUUGGAGGAAAGAGGGGUUUUUGAGGAUGUUAGUGUUAUUAUGGUUGGUGAUCAUGGAAUGGUUGGUACUUGUGAUAAGAAGUUGAUCUUCCUUGAUGAUUUGGCUCCUUGGAUUGAUGUUCCUAAAGAUUGGGUUGUGACGCAUACUCCUGUGCUUGCAAUUCGUCCACCUUCUGGUAAUGAUCCGGCUGAUGUUGUCGCUAAGAUGAAUGAAGGGUUGAGCUCGGGGAAGGUUGACAAUGGGAAGUUUUUGAGGGUGUAUUUGAAGGAGGAUCUGCCUAGUCGGCUUCAUUAUGCCGCGAGUAAUCGGAUUGCGCCGAUAAUUGGGUUGAUUGAGGAAGGUUUCAAGGUUGAGCAGAAGAGAACCAAGCGCCAAGAGUGUGGCGGUUCGCACGGUUAUGACAAUGCGGUUUUCUCCAUGAGGACUAUUUUUAUUGGACAUGGUCCUCGAUUUGCUAGAGGGAGGAAGAUACCGUCGUUUGAGAAUGUUGAGAUUUAUAAUUUGAUUACUUCUAUUCUCAAGAUAAAGGGAGCACCUAAUAAUGGCUCUGCCUCAUUUGCUGAGUCCGUUCUACUAUCUGCUGCAUAAGCGACAAGACCGUGAGCUUUUAUUGGUGGACAGCAUUGCAGAUGUCGAACUCUAGUGAGUAAAAUAUUUGAUCGCUAAGCUGUAUGAUAAAUAAUGUGCUCUCUAGGAGUGACGCUCGGAUCAGAAAGUAUAGGUGUCAUAUACCUUUGCAUGCGAUCGCUGAAAUUAGUCUAUAUGUAAUAAAGGUAGUUCCAUUUUUGUUUGUUAUGAGCAGCACAAGUAGAGGGAAAGCUUAGCUUUAACAAUGUGUAUUUUGGGUCUGUAAGUAGUAUACGAUCACAUGAUAUAUAUGUUCUUGAGAUUGAGUGAGAUCCCCAUUUGGAUCUCUAAUCACAUAUCAUAAAUUGCCUACCAACAAGGAUCCAUGGAUUUGAACACUA